AUGCCUGAAGCCAACCUGCCCUCAGAGCCGAACCUUCGGGUAACGAUCAUUGCCGCAGAUGGCCUGUAUAAAAGAGAUGUCUUCCGCUUUCCCGACCCUUUCGCUGUCGCCACGAUUGGUGGCGAACAGACCCGGACCACUUCUGUUAUCAAGAAGACGCUCAACCCGUACUGGAACGAGGUCUUUGAUAUGAGAGCCGGAGAGGACAGCAUUCUCGCCAUUCAGAUCUUUGACCAAAAGAAGUUCAAGAAGAAGGACCAAGGCUUCCUUGGAGUCAUCAAUAUCCGCGUUGGCGAUGUUAUCGAUUUUGACGCAGGUGGUGAUGAAAUGCUCACUCGCGACUUGAAGAAGUCCACCGAUAACCUUGUCGUUCAUGGAAAGCUCAUCAUUAAUCUAUCUACUAAUCUAUCUGCACCCCCGACAAAUCAGCCUGGCCGUCCGCCGGCGAGCUCACAAGGCAACAUGAACGGUCAAACCUCCUUGGCCGGAGCCUCUACAAGCCAGCUCGCGCCCUCCUCUGGCACUAGUCCUGCCCCCUCUCGCACUACUACAGCGACCUCUGGCCCACCGCCUGACGCACGCGCCUCUGGUACCGCUCUCAAUGCACCUCCUGGUGGCCCGCAAACCAAUGGCGCAGGUCGCUCUGGUGGGUUCAGCUCUUUCGAGGACGCUCAAGGCCGUCUGCCUGCUGGUUGGGAACGACGAGAGGACAACCUUGGUCGGACGUACUAUGUUGAUCACAACACUCGCUCUACCACAUGGACCCGCCCAUCAGCUCACUUGAGCGAGGGUGAGCAGCGAAGCAGGAUGGAAGCCACCAUGCAGCAGGAAAGGCAGCGCCAUCAGAAUCGUAUGCUUCCAGAAGACCGCACCGGCGCUAAUUCGCCGAAUUUGCCAGAUGGUGGUGCCAGUGGUGGCAGUAGCUCACCCCCUCAAGCCAACGCGCUUCAGAUGAUGGCGACUGGGGCCACCACCGCAGGAACUGGCGAACUUCCAGCCGGGUGGGAACAACGGCACACUCCUGAGGGAAGAGCGUACUUCGUUGACCACAACACUCGGACGACUACAUGGGUUGAUCCUCGUCGCCAGCAGUACAUCAGAAUGUACGGCGGAAACCAGGCUAAUUCGACCUCGAUUCAGCAGCAACCUGUGUCUCAGCUUGGUCCAUUACCCAGCGGAUGGGAGAUGCGACUCACCAAUACCGCUCGAGUCUACUUUGUUGAUCACAAUACCAAAACAACCACCUGGGACGAUCCUCGACUACCAUCAUCUCUGGAUCAGGGCGUACCCCAGUAUAAGCGUGACUUCCGACGAAAGCUGAUCUAUUUCCGAUCUCAACCCGCGCUCAGGAUCCUGUCUGGGCAAUGCCACGUUAAAGUCCGUCGCGGCAACAUCUUCGAGGAUUCCUACGCCGAAAUCAUGCGGCAAAGUGCCACGGAUCUCAAGAAGCGACUCAUGAUCAAGUUCGAUGGAGAAGAUGGUCUGGAUUACGGUGGUCUCUCCCGCGAAUUCUUCUUCCUCCUCUCUCACGAAAUGUUCAACCCCUUCUACUGCCUCUUCGAAUACUCCGCCCAUGACAACUACACCCUGCAAAUCAAUCCUCACUCUGGCAUCAAUCCAGAGCAUCUCAACUACUUCAAGUUCAUUGGUCGUGUUGUUGGCCUGGCGAUUUUCCAUCGUCGCUUCCUCGACUCGUUCUUCAUUGGCGCUUUCUACAAGAUGAUGCUGCGCAAGAAGGUUCAAAUCAAUGACAUGGAAGGCGUAGACGAGGAGUACCACAAGAACUUGACGUGGACACUCGACAACGACAUCACAGAUAUUUUGGACCAGACAUUCAGCGUCGAGGACGAACAGUUUGGCGAGACGAAAACCAUUGACCUCAAACCCGGCGGGCGCGACAUUCCCGUCACUAACGAGAACAAGCGCGAAUAUGUAGAACUCGUUACCGAGUGGAAGAUCGUCAAACGCGUUGAAGAGCAGUUUAAUGCUUUCAUCACUGGCUUCAACGAGCUAAUCCCUGCGGAUCUCGUUAAUGUCUUUGACGAGCGCGAGCUGGAAUUGCUGAUAGGUGGUAUUGCUGAUAUCGAUGUGGACGACUGGAAGAAGCACACCGACUACCGCGGCUACCAGGAGUCCGACGAAGUCGUGCAGAACUUCUGGAAGGUUAUUCGCACGUGGGAUGCAGAGCAGAAGUCCAGAUUGCUACAAUUUGCGACCGGCACCAGUCGCAUUCCUGUCAAUGGAUUCAAGGAUUUGCAGGGAAGUGAUGGCCCCAGACGGUUCACGAUCGAGAAGGCGGGUGAGAUCAAUGCAUUGCCCAAGAGUCAUACUUGCUUCAAUCGACUGGAUCUGCCACCAUACAAGAGCUACGAGGUAUUGAACAGCAAGCUCAGCACGGCCGUCGAAGAGACGUUGGGCUUUGGCCAGGAAUAA
Molecule: messenger RNA, 2433 nt
Organism: Cyphellophora europaea CBS 101466
Lineage: Eukaryota; Fungi; Ascomycota; Eurotiomycetes; Chaetothyriales; Cyphellophoraceae
Exons: 8
Coding region: 1-2433 (810 amino acids)
Biological process (GO): ubiquitin-dependent protein catabolic process
Molecular function (GO): protein binding; ubiquitin protein ligase activity
Source: RefSeq, a predicted model, not a curated record